Molecule: messenger RNA, 2385 nt
Organism: Culex quinquefasciatus (southern house mosquito)
Lineage: Eukaryota; Metazoa; Arthropoda; Insecta; Diptera; Culicidae
Product: homeotic protein empty spiracles
Exons: 3
Coding region: 435-1508 (357 amino acids)
Biological process (GO): brain development; central nervous system development; neuron differentiation
Molecular function (GO): DNA binding; DNA-binding transcription factor activity, RNA polymerase II-specific
Source: RefSeq, a predicted model, not a curated record
GCGGCAAGUUGCCCUACCAGUUUUCAUUCCGUGUUCAGCGUUCGUUGAGCAAAGUUGUCGUGUACGUCUGUGCUACCCGAGUGUUCGUUUUCGUGUGUUCGUUUCUUGUUCUUGACGCCUCUUGAAGUCUUCUUCCCGAGUUCGCGCGUUCUCGCUCUCGCUACCGCUUCCGCUCGUGUGUUGGUUGAAGAAAGUGUUACACAAACCUUGAACAACGGCUAAAUCCACACGCUAAUUGGUGUGGCCUGGUGAUUGAUGAUCACGCAAUCGUGUUAGUGUUUUCGAAAUAUAGUUAUAGCGUUUUGGGCCUGACCUGUGGAAAUAAGUCAAUCAGCGGAGAAAGUUUGAAAACGCACAGUGAUUAGCGGCGUAACGCGAAGAAUUUUAUGUGAUUUUCGGUGUUUGUAAAAGUUGCGAAAAUUUCGACCUACAAAAUGCCGACGCUUCAGCCCCGCAUAGGAUUUAGUAUUGACUCUAUAGUUGGGAACAGUACGCCCAAGUCGCCGCCGCAUGCGAUCACCAAGGUGGACGGAUCGCAGCGAUCGCCGAGUCCACCCCAGUCGUACUCGGUGCGGCUGAACCGGCUGCAGAGCCUGUCGCCGCCGCACAACUACAGCAUCACCCGGUUGCCGGAAUCGCCUCAAAGUAUCGAGUCGCAAACACGGCUGGAAAUGCACCAGACGACCACCAGCCCCGGCCUGCAAGCCCGACUGACCCCCGAUGAGCACCUCCAGCCCGCCCCCAAAAGACCGUGCAGCUCUUCACCACCAUCCUCGCCAGUCGGUCCAAUGCCACCCCUGAACAAUCCCGCCGGACCCAUCGUCGUGCCCGGACUUCCCGCCGGCCUGAUACGACCCUUCCCCGUGAGUCCACCCCAGCAGCAGCAACAGCCCCCACAGAAUCCGGACAUCAAGACGCUCCCUCCCUUCAUGCACACCCCGGAAAUGGUCCAGGCCGCCCACAACCAGCACUUCCUCGCGGCACAGUUCCAAGCGGCGGCCCUCGCACAUGCCCAAGCCGGUCAGCCAUUUCCGCCGCAUCCGGCUCACCUGCACAACCCAAACUUGCCACCUCGCGAUAGCUACCCGCUGUACCCGUGGCUGCUGAGUCGCCACGGCCGCGGCGUGUUCCCCAUUGGAUUCCCCGGCAACUACCUCAUCCCGUUCCGCAAGUCCAAGCGCGUCCGGACGGCGUUCUCGCCCUCGCAACUGCUGAAGCUGGAGCACGCCUUCGAGAGCAACCACUACGUGGUCGGAGCGGAGCGGAAGCAGCUCGCCCAGAACCUGAACCUCUCGGAAACUCAGGUCAAAGUGUGGUUCCAGAACCGGCGCACCAAACACAAGCGCAUGCAGCAGGAGGAGGGCAAAUCGGGCGAGUCCAGCGACCAGAACCGCUCCUCGGCGAGUCCGGCAUCCGGCGGAAGCUGCCCGGAGGACGACGACGAGGACGAAUUCAUCGACAUGGACGACUGCCCGAGCGACGAGGAAAAUAUGCACCACAAUGCGUGAGCUAACCCAUGACGACGGGGUAGAAAACUGUGAGGAAGACAUGUGCCAAAUAGACUUACCCACACACACACACACUGGAGUAGAAGUUGAGGAUGAUUAAUGGCGAGUGUGCGUGCGGCGUCCCAGCGAAUUAGCGAAAAAGUAUUAGCAUUUUGUGCAUGCAUUCAUGAGAGAGCGGAGCUGCAAUUGUACCAGUGAUUUGUUUUUAGCUAUUUAGAUCUUGUUUUUCGAUUCAUAAUGAGAGAUUUUAUAUUUUACUAUUUUUCCGGACCGAAUCUAACCUUUAAACUCUCCGAUAAGGCAAAACAAACAACGCAGACAGCGAUCGAUCAACCUAGAGAGAACAAAACGAUUCUCGGUUGCGAAGCCGGCCAUCCGGCCAGCAGUGAUCGUGUUGUGUAGAUAGGAAAUCUGUAUUGAAUGUGUAUAUAAUGAGUACUUAAUAGCUAUAUAAUAACAGGAGGCUUAAAUUGACUGUAAUUUAAUUUUUAUUCUACCCCCAUACACACAACGAACCCCACCUUCCCCUAAAUCCAAGAGUGAGAGUGCGGCAUUAAGAAAUGAAAGAGGGGAAAGAGAGAGAGAGAUCUUUUCCAAGUGUGUACAGACUUAUAUUUUUAUCAUUUAGUUUUUUUUUGCGUUCCGUGCAAGGAAGCUGAUGAGCUGAGGUAAACGACAGACAGGCAGCAGCAGCAGAAACAGCUGAAGCGCAGAUGAUGGAUGUAGAUUUAAAUUAAGUGGCCGCGAUGUAAUGAUGUAUAAAUGAUAUCGUUUGUGAAGCAAUUAUAACUACCCGUAAGAAUUCUCCUGAUAAAUUAAAAACAGAACAAAACAAUUGUAGUGAUAAAGAGAAUUAAAAUAAUCAAAUGAAAAGAAA